AGCAAAGCGUAAAUAUGAGCGACGAUGCUGUACAGUUGUAGGCGCACGGAUUAAGUUACCGGUAUGCUGAAUCCACAAUCCAAGUGAUAUGCGGGGUGGGGGAAUAUAUCAAAUUAUCAAUGGUGGAAAGUGAAGCGGAGAUUGCGAUAUUCAGAAGACAGAAACCCUUCCUCCUUAGCACUUUACACUCUCCACUCUCUGAAUAUCUGGCUCGCCGCGUCAACGCAUUUCGCUUAUCCCACAGCCAAGAAUGAAGAGCCUCUUGCAAGAUGAACCAGGACAUCAUCAAUGCACUGCCUCACCUGUUGCGCAACCCCCUCUCUCCCUUCUUGUCUCCCUAUUCGCUAAAUAGUGUACGUCAAUACCUAGUCACGUCUACUGUCCGCGCUGGUAGUCGUCUCCUGACGCGUGGAUGGGCAGGUUUUGCGAAUGGUGAUAGGUGUGUUUCAUUUGUCGCUAGGUAAACGAAUGCGGGAUUGUCUAGUGAACUGGAGGCCAGAUGGGGAUGUGGUUAUUGUGGUAUAAUUGGAAGAGAUAAUUACGCAUUUAGUGCUUUUGCUGCUGCUUCUCCUCCCGUUCCCGCUUCCUCCCCCUCAUCCACUCCUCUCUCUCCGCUCUCUCCUCCGCCCGUCACGCGGUGGCCAGCUAGGUCAACAUGAUAAGGACGGCAAAUACGACCGUCAUAUAUAGGAUGCUGGUGCUGGUGGCGCACUCGUCCGCCAUUUCGUGACUGCCAAACGUCAGCUGCUGCGUCCUCCACUUCAAGAGGAAUAUUGAAUUCUAUGUUACAUAAGGCCCAUCCCGAGGCCAGGCGAGCCGAUGGGAAUUAAGAGACUCGUGAUUUGGGGGAGGUUUCAGUCUCCGGUUAUUGUAUCAAAG
Messenger RNA from Eremomyces bilateralis CBS 781.70, 879 nucleotides. RefSeq lists its product as uncharacterized. The annotation marks the transcript as partial. NCBI's taxonomy places the organism in Eukaryota, Fungi, Ascomycota, Dothideomycetes, Eremomycetales, Eremomycetaceae. The record is from RefSeq and is a predicted model, not a curated record. The transcript is spliced from 2 exons.